Molecule: messenger RNA, 1110 nt
Organism: Rhinichthys klamathensis goyatoka
Lineage: Eukaryota; Metazoa; Chordata; Actinopteri; Cypriniformes; Leuciscidae
Gene: tpm4b
Product: tropomyosin 4b
Exons: 9
Coding region: 49-903 (284 amino acids)
Biological process (GO): actin filament organization; muscle contraction
Cellular component (GO): actin filament
Molecular function (GO): actin filament binding
Source: RefSeq, a predicted model, not a curated record
CUCUUCAUUCUCUCUCUGGUCAGACACUCCAAGAGCUAAAGAGUAAAAAUGGAGGCGAUUAAGAAGAAGAUGCAGAUGCUGAAGCUGGAUAAGGAGAACGCCAUCGACCGGGCAGAACAGGCCGAGUCUGAUAAGAAAUCAGCGGAAGACAAAUGCAAACAGCUCGAGGAUGAGUUGCUUGGUCUAGAGAAGAAACUGAAAGGAACUGAAGAUGAACUGGAUAAAUAUUCAGAAGCUCUCAAAGAGGCUCAGGAGAAGCUGGAGCUGUCUGAGAAAAAGGCGUCAGACGCGGAGGGUGACGUAGCCGCUCUGAACCGCAGGAUCCAGCUGGUGGAAGAGGAACUGGACCGAGCUCAGGAGAGACUGGCCACUGCGCUUCAGAAACUGGAGGAGGCAGAGAAGGCGGCGGAUGAGAGCGAGAGAGGCAUAAAGGUGAUUGAAAACCGUGCGAUGAAAGAUGAGGAGAAAAUGGAAAUUCAGGAAAUACAGCUCAAAGAAGCCAAAAACAUCGCAGAGGAUGCCGACCGCAAAUACGAGGAGGUUGCUCGUAAGCUGGUGAUUUUGGAGGGUGAAUUGGAAAGGGCAGAAGAGAGAGCAGAGAUUGCAGAACUUAAAGGUGGAGAUCUGGAGGAAGAACUGAAAAAUGUAACCAAUAAUCUCAAGUCCUUAGAAGCUCAAUCAGAUAAGUAUUCGGAGAAAGAGGACAAGUAUGAAGACGAGGUCAAAGUUCUCACUGAUAAACUGAAAGAGGUCGAGACUCGUGCAGAGUUUGCUGAAAGGUCAGUGGCUAAACUGGAAAAGGCCAUCGAUGACCUUGAGGAGAGUCUGGCUGAGGCAAAACAGCAGAACCUGGAGAUGCAUCAAGUCCUGGAUCAAACGCUCCAAGAGCUCAACAGCUUGUGAGCAAACCAUUGAAGGAAUCCAUGAAGAAUCCACAUUUUUCAGUUGUCAACCAUUCCAGCAAUGUUUUAUGUGUUUCUGGUUUUAUGUUGUAAGUUAUGUUACUUCCAUCCAUUAUUUUCUAUAUUUUGCUUUGUAAUUCUCUGAUUAUUUCAUAAUGCACCUACCUUGGUCCAUUAAAAAAUAAUAAAUAAUGUCUUGUUGCUGCCA